Messenger RNA from Xyrauchen texanus (razorback sucker), 1385 nucleotides. RefSeq names its product src kinase associated phosphoprotein 2 (gene skap2). Bases 45 to 1088 code for a protein of 347 amino acids. Lineage: Eukaryota; Metazoa; Chordata; Actinopteri; Cypriniformes; Catostomidae. Gene Ontology annotation, molecular function: protein binding. Gene Ontology annotation, cellular component: plasma membrane; cytoplasm. The record is from RefSeq and is a predicted model, not a curated record. The transcript has 13 exons.
CCGUGUUUCGAAGGCUAUGGUACUGGGUCAAGCUGUGUAUCACAAUGAGAUCCAUCCCGGAAGACCUAACGACACUCAUUGCAGAUCUGGAAAACUUUUUGACGGAUGAUCUUAAAGGGGAGAAUCUGAGCAAGAAAGCAAAAGAGAAAAAGGAUGCCUUUAUCAAGCGGAUUAAAGAAGUGAAAUCGAGCUACUCUCAGGAUUUCAAGGAUGAACGAGAUGAAGAGUUCACCGAGCUUGACGAGAUGGACACCAAUAACGAUGGCGGAUCUCUGCACUCAGAGCAGACUGACAGGGAUGAUAGUGCUUAUGAUGGAGUUCAGCAGUCUCCCCCGGUGGCAGCUCAGGACCUUCCAUCCAUUUUAAAGAGUGGCUACCUGGAGAAACGCAGGAAAGAUCACAGUUUCUUUGGCAAUGAGUGGCAGAAGAGAUGGUGUGCCAUAAGCAACAACGUAUUCUACUACUAUGGUGGUGAAAAAGAUAAACAGCAGAAGGGAGAGGUUAAUAUUGUUGGCUACAAUGUCAAGAUGAACAACAAUCUGCGGAAAGAUGCUAAGCGAGAUUGUUGCUUUGAGAUCUCUGCUCCAGACAAGCGUGUAUAUCAGUUUUGUGCUGCCUCUGAGAAAGAUGCUAAAGAUUGGGUGGAGCAAAUUGACUUUUUGAUCAAAGACAUGGAUGGAAUCAUUCCUGAAGAUGAAGAGGAGUAUGAUGACUGCUUGCCAUCAAGCUCAUCAUCCAGGACUGUGACCUCAUCACCCAUGGGUGCUGCUAUAGAUGAUGACAUCUAUGAAGAACUCCCUGAUGAAGAUGUACCCCAGCCGCCUAAAGCACUAGUAACCCUGGCCAACAAACCCCCACCACCAUCCACCCCAGUUACAGCAGUGAGCAAGAGUACAGACUAUGCAAACUACUUCCAGGGGUUGUGGGAUUGUGCCAGUGACCACCCUGAUGAACUGUCCUUCAAGAGGGGAGACAGCAUCUACAUCCUCAGCAAGGAGUAUGACACCUUCGGCUGGUGGGUGGGGGAGAUGAAAGGAGCUAUCGGAAUCGUGCCAAAGGAGUAUCUUCUGGAAUUGUAUGCUCUGUAAGGGACUUGAGAGACCCCUUGAUGGCCUGCUGUUGUAGCUUCAUGCACUGCCAUGUUUCACAAACCACUGUCUGUUGCACUGUUUCUAUCAUUCUGUAUAAGAUAUAAAGCACACUGCAUCAAAAAGUGAUUGUAAAAUAUAUGCAACGAAAGAUGUGAGUAGAUGUGAUGCUUUAAAGCUAUUUAAUCCACAUGUGCUCCAAUAUUUUAUAUGAAUUAUUGAGUGAAAUAAAAAAAACAUUCAUUCAAGGGCAUAAAUGCUUCAUAAAUAUGUUGUAAGUGUUGUGUAAAUGAAAUA